AUGAUGGGUGUGGCGACAGCCAUGAUGAGGGCAGCCGCCAUGAUUGUUGUGGCAGCCUCCAUGAUCGGAGUGGCGGCUUCUCCGUCAGGCCAGGCCGUGUCUCCCGGACUAGCCGGACACGCCCUCACCCCACGGGUCGGUCCCGGCCGCUCCGGACCCGCCACAACCCCGGUAACGGCGCCUGAAGCGCCACCAGCGCGGCCCUGCCCACACUCAAAAUGGCGCCGCACGCCGAGGCCUCACCGGAACCUCCAACAUGGCGGCGCCCACUGCGGGGGUGACACGGACGCGUCCCCAGAUGCCAGCAUGGCCACCAGCCGCUCGGAGGACGAGGAGUCCCUGGCGGGGCCCAAGCGGGGCCCGGCCACCCCCGCGGGGACUGUCCCCAAACGGCGCAGCUCCUCCAGGCCAGGCCGUGUCUCCCGGACUAACCGGACACGCCCUCACCCCACGGGUCGGUCCCGGCCGCUCCGGACCCGCCACAACCCCGGUGACACGGACGCGUCCCCAGAUGCCAGCAUGGCCACCAGCCGCUCGGAGGACGAGGAGUCCCUGGCGGGGCCCAAGCGGGGCCCGGCCACCCCCGCGGGGACUGUCCCCAAACGGCGCAGCUCCUCCAGUGUCACAAAGGGGCAGGAGGGGACAGAGAGGAGAUGGGGACGUGGGGAGGGGACAGAGAGGGGACACCAGGGCCCCCCCCCGGCGCUGCCCAAGCGGCUCAAGAAGAGCAAACCCAGCCCCGCCCCCCGCGACCUGGGCAGGUGGAAACCCGCCGAUGACCUGCUGCUCAUCAACGCCGUGCUGCAGACCAACGACCUGACCUCGGUGCACCUGGGGGUGAAGUUCAGCUGCCGCUUCACCCUGCGCGAGAUCCAGGAGCGCUGGUACUCGCUGCUCUACGACCCCGUCAUCUGCAAGCACUCGUGCCAGGCCAUGCGCCAGCUGCACCCCGAGGCCGUGGCCGCCAUCCAGAGCAAGGUCCUGUUCAGCAAGGCCGAGGAGCAGCUGCUGACCCGCGUGCCAUCGAGCCCUGUCCCCUCGCUGGACACCUUCCAGGAGCUGCUGCAGGCUGUUUUACCCUGCCAGGACCUGUCCCCUGACCUGACGGUGGCUGACCGGCGGCAGAAGCGCGAGAUCCGGCAGCUGGAGCAGGAGCUGCACCGCUGGCAGGUGCUGGUGGACUCCAUCACAGGUGGGCCCCGGCCGUCU
Messenger RNA from Pyrgilauda ruficollis (rufous-necked snowfinch), 1209 nucleotides. It is a transcript of the gene MCRS1, whose product is annotated as microspherule protein 1. The transcript has 9 exons. The annotation marks the transcript as partial. Gene Ontology annotation, molecular function: G-quadruplex RNA binding. Gene Ontology annotation, biological process: positive regulation of transcription by RNA polymerase II. Gene Ontology annotation, cellular component: Ino80 complex; MLL1 complex; NSL complex. Lineage: Eukaryota; Metazoa; Chordata; Aves; Passeriformes; Passeridae. The record is from RefSeq and is a predicted model, not a curated record.